Pogonomyrmex barbatus (red harvester ant) is the source of this 1429-nucleotide messenger RNA. RefSeq names its product beta-1,3-galactosyltransferase 5. Gene Ontology annotation, molecular function: hexosyltransferase activity. Lineage: Eukaryota; Metazoa; Arthropoda; Insecta; Hymenoptera; Formicidae. Gene Ontology annotation, biological process: protein O-linked glycosylation. Gene Ontology annotation, cellular component: Golgi membrane. The record is from RefSeq and is a predicted model, not a curated record.
UUGAUUUUAUUAAUAGAAAUUUGAAGAGGAAUAUGAAAUUUAUACAAUUGAUUAUUGAAUCCUAAUUUUACAACUGAGUUAUUAUAAAAGCUCCAAAAUUUAUGUUAUUAAGAAGAGAAGAAAAGAAUAUCCUAGGAAUCAUCAUCAUGAUUUUAAGAAUAAAUAUUUAGAGAACAAUUUGGAGGAGUGCUUAUAAAGACAUUGUGAUUCAAGAAAUUACAACUACUAUUAUAACUUUCAUUAUUACUUGAACUUCAGUAUUAUAAAUGCAAAGACAGACAUGCUUUUGAAGUUUGGAUUUUUAUUGCUGCUUGUUUGCAUAGGAUGUGUUUUAUUGUUUGUUACAUUUGUAGAGAGAAGUUUACGUCCACAGACUCCAAAAAUAAAUUUAAUGUAUGUUCAAACAAACGAGAUGGCUGACAAAUCAUCAAGAAUUUCAAAAAUUAUAAUCAAACCACCGUGCAAAGCUACCUUUUUGAUAUGGAUCAUUACAUCUUAUGCGGGUGAACCCUCUGCAAGAAGCGCUUUACGGCGAGCAUAUACGAAUGAGGAGUUGCAGGCUUUAGGAAUCGGAAGAAUAUUCUUACUCGGUACAUUAAGCGGUGAUGCCGAAAGGAAGACGCACGUGUCGCAGAAUGCAUUACUGGACGAAUCACGACGGUUCAAUGACAUACUUCAGGGGGAUUUUGUGGACACUUAUAGAAAUUUAACUCGUAAGCACUUGAUAGGUCUUCAGUGGGCAGCAAAUAAUUGCAAAGGCGUUAAAUAUAUCAUGAAGAUGGACGAUGACAUUGUUAUAAAUGUAUAUGGCGUGUUGGAAAAGUUACGCUCUGGUAUAAUAGAAGAGAAUUCUUUAGCGGGUUAUGUCUUGAAAAAUAUGAUCCCUGUUCGAGAGCCAGCCAACAAAUGGUACGUGAGCAAGGCGGAGUAUGCGGGUAACAUUUAUCCCGAUUUUGUCUCUGGUUGGUUGUACAUUCUGCAUUCAUGGGUAGCAAGUAGACUGAUUGAUUAUGCUGAAUCUUCCCGUGAAUAUUUUUGGAUAGACGACGUAUUUGUGACUGGCAUUCUGAGACAGGCUCUAAACAUAAAAAUUAAUAUCAGUGAAUUAUAUACAACAGAUUAUAGAUAUUUGGAAUGUUGUAUGAAAGGAAGAGCAAAUCUGCUUAAAUGUGAGUUUUUAAUUGGUCCUAACGGCGGCGACGUAGAGUUACAAAUAAGAUUUAAGGCAUUCGCGAAGUUUUGCCAUACAAAUUGUUCUGUUCGUAAAGAAAAUAAUCUCGUCAGUAAAACUUGCGUAGUAGCAUAUAAAGAGCCAAAACUGUACAAUGGUGCUGUGCAGAUAAAUCCAGUUAAAAUUUUAUAAGAGAGUUAAUGAAUCGGUAUGUAAACUAAUGAGCUUAAUAACACUAUAAUAUAUAAUUUUAUUAUA